AUGACAUUCACUAUAUUCUUCUUUCUUUCUUUUCUUUCUGGACAUUCACUAUAUUCUUUCUUUCUUUCUUUUCUUUCUUUCUUUUCUUUCUUUCUUUCUUUCUUUCUUUCUUUUUCGUUCAUUUAUUCCAUUCCUUUGAAACUAUUUCUUUCGUUCAUUCGAUUUCUUUCUUUCUUUCUUUCUUUCUUUCUUUCUUUCUUUCUUUCAUAUUUUUUAUAUUAUUUUCUUUUCUUUCUUUAUUUUUUCUUUUUUUCUUCUUUUCUUUCUUUCUUUUUUUGUUUCUUUUUUUCUUUCUUUCCUUUUCUUUCUUUCUUUCUUUCUUUUUUUUCUUUUUUAUUUUCUUUUCUUUUUUCUUUUUUUUUCUUUCCGUUCAUUUAUUAUAUUGUCUCUUUCUUUUUACAGUCACUCAUUUUCUUUUUUUCUUUUUUUUCCUCUUUUUUCUUUCUUUCUUUCUUUCUUUCUUUCUUUCCCUCUUUCCUAACUCGUUUUCUUUCUUUCUUUCUGUUCAUUUGUUAUAUUGUCUCUUUCUUUUUUACAGUCACUCAUUUUCUUUCUUUCUUUCUUUUCUUUCUUUCUUUCUUUCUUUCUUUCUUUCUGCUUCCAUAA
Acanthosepion pharaonis is the source of this 606-nucleotide messenger RNA. NCBI's taxonomy places the organism in Eukaryota, Metazoa, Mollusca, Cephalopoda, Sepiida, Sepiidae. The record is from the annotation of a GenBank genome assembly.